Molecule: messenger RNA, 975 nt
Organism: Photinus pyralis (common eastern firefly)
Lineage: Eukaryota; Metazoa; Arthropoda; Insecta; Coleoptera; Lampyridae
Product: tryptase-like
Exons: 5
Coding region: 16-975 (319 amino acids)
Biological process (GO): proteolysis
Molecular function (GO): serine-type endopeptidase activity
Source: RefSeq, a predicted model, not a curated record
UCUCAAAGAGACAAUAUGCUACAUCAGUUCAUAGCACUUAUCGUUUUAACUCAUUUUGAUAGAGCACAAUCGUCCCCUGGGUUCAACUGUGUACCAACGGGCACAUGCCAAGCACAAAGCGGUGUAACUUUGAAUCGACGAAUUUUUACCAGGGGUAACCCAUGUCCCACCGGCGAAUUGCCAUGUCUACCCAUACAAACUUCCACCACGUGUGGAAAAAGAAACGUCACCGCUAUACAACCACACGAUGGUGUCGCCACACAUGGAGCGUGGCCAUGGGCAGUAUAUAUUACGAAUCAGACUGGUUUCUGCGGAGGUGGUGUUCUGAUCAGUCCAAAUACAGUAUUGACUGCGGCUCACAAAGUUUCAGGAAAUCGAGACACUCCCAAUUUGAUUGGAGUUUACGUGGGUGUGCAUAGUCCCAAAGAAUUAGGGGCCAAAUUAAAUGUCAGCCGUGUAACUGUACAUCCCCGUUUUAACAUGACCAACUUCUUUAACGACCUAGCUGUGUUGCACUUAGCAACAGCCGUAACACCUUUACCUCAACAACUAGUGAAUCUAGUAUGCCCUCCAACAGCAGCUAUGUCAUUCGUAGGACAAACAUGCACAGUAGCUGGAUGGGGACAAUCCUCGUUCACAGUACACGACGCACCUAUAGCACAGCAAAAACAAGUUCACGUUAAAAUAGUUGAUGCCGAUACCUGUUACCAAUCCAUGAGCCACCAAUCGCUAUUAGGCCAAAAUGUUAACAUGUAUUUGGACCCCAUCGGAGAAAUUUGCGCCGGCGGAGAGGGGUCGCGAGAUUCAUGCACAUACGAUGGAGGCUCACCGUUGGUCUGUUACGUAAACAAUGCCCAUUACGUGUUAGCAGGUGUGGUCAUUUGGGGGAAAGGAUGCGGACAACCGGGAACGUACGGGGUGUAUACUAGUAUUCCAAAUUAUGCAAACUGGAUACAAUCCGUUAUAGCACCAUAA